UAUGGAGCGCCAUCGGCAUUCUGCUGAACCUCGGCAGUAUCAUAGCCAUUUGCUAUUUUCGGCAACUGUUCCCUGUCAAUGCCGUCCUGGCAUCACCCAUCUUCCUCCUCUUCGGCGGAGGCGAGUUUGUGUUCCUGGCUAUGGUUACGAGCAUGACAAUCGACGUCAGUCCCGAGAAUAAACGAACGAACAACGUCUUCAUGGUGUUCAUACCAGAACUCAUUACUGGCAUCAUCGGGCCACCGAUCGGAGCUUGGCUAUUGUCAUGGAGUCUCUGGGCCGCUCUCAUCUCCGGCACCGCUGUUCUUCUCCUCGCAUUUGCUGUGAUGGGCUUCUCCCGGCGGAAACCUAGGAAAGGGAAUGCUGCGGGAGAAACAACGGACCCGGCCUGUAUUACAUACAACUGGUCUCUCGCUCAGGUAUCCAAUGUCCUUCCGCUGCUGGCGGUUCUCAACCUUGGCUUUGCCUUCGCCUUGCCUAGGUUGGCCGACACUAUCAGGACGGCCUCAGGCUUGACUUCUUGGGAGGUUGAUUGGGCGCUUAGCGUAGGAAGCGUGUUGCCUCUUGUAGUCGGCGCCGUAGUCAUCGGAUUGUGGCAGACGAUGGGGGGUACGAUUACGGGCUUGGUCAUCCAGACGGCGGGGUACGGAAACCGCCUUUUCCUGUUGUCCCUGUUACCUUCGAUGGUGCCAGCGGAUACUCUGGCUCAACUCUACAUGAUGCUGAGUCUGGUUGACACGAUUGGUGGAUUCGCCCGCUCUACACUCAUGGAAACCCUGUUCGGGUUGAGUCUUGGACUCAGGGGGAGAGGCACCGGGCUCCCUUUCAUGGUCUCCGCGGUGGGUACUUCGAGUCUACGGACAGGAUGGUACUGAUGACACUGACCUGGGACCAGUUCUGCCAGCUUGCCGCCGGGGGUCUUUUGUGUUUGAUGCGACCACAAUCGGAUGCUGUUUAGGGUUAAGGGAACGAGUGUAGAUUUCGUGCUGGUGUGAUGGAACAAGAUGAGACAUUCCUU
This is a messenger RNA of Chaetomium fimeti, 1018 nucleotides long. RefSeq lists its product as uncharacterized. Lineage: Eukaryota; Fungi; Ascomycota; Sordariomycetes; Sordariales; Chaetomiaceae. The coding region runs from base 141 to 875 and encodes 244 amino acids. The record is from RefSeq and is a predicted model, not a curated record. Gene Ontology annotation, molecular function: transmembrane transporter activity. Gene Ontology annotation, cellular component: membrane. Gene Ontology annotation, biological process: transmembrane transport. The transcript has 6 exons.